AUGUCCCUCUCCAUCCUCCCCGUAUCCCUCCUCUGCUUCCUCCUCUACAAGUACCUCCUCCACCCGUACUUCCUCUCCCCCCUCGCCUCUAUCCCCAACGCCCACCCCACCUCCCCCAUAACCUCAAGAUGGAUCACCGCCAAACGCACCAGCACCCAAGAAGUUCACACCAUCUACGCUGCCCACCGCCGACUAGGCCCGAUCAUCCGUCUCGGCCCAAAUGAACUAAGCAUCAACUCCCUCUUCGGCCUCCGCAUUAUCUACACCGGCGCAUUCGAAAAACACUCCUUCUACAGCGACGCCUUUAUCAACUUCCACACCCCGAAUCUCGUGGGGAUGUUGCCUAAUAAACAGCACGCGCACCAGAAACGAAUGCUCAGUAGCAUAUACGCGAAAUCAUACCUCCAGAAUUCAUCUGAUCUCCGAGUGUUCUCGACACAUAUUCUCCGAAACAGACUGUUCCCCAUAUUAAACAACUUAGCACACACGAAAGGAACCGUCAAUGUACUCCCAUUAUUCCAAGCCGUGGGGAUGGAUUUUACCUCUGCGUUUCUGUUCGGGUUGCGCAAUUCGACGAGAUAUGUGCUUAACCUCGGGGAAUGGAAGGACUGGUUAGCCGAAUAUGAGCGGUUCAAGCACCAAUCUCGCGAGGAACGGUAUCGUGGAUUCAUUGAGAAUUGGUGUUUGGGGUUGUGUGAGAAGAUGCAGAAUCUCGCACGGAAGGAGGAUCAGCAGGUUCCCGCUACCGAAGCAGUGGUGUUUACUCGGCUCAAGACAGAGUUGGAGAAAUCUCCUGAUGACAGACCGUUGGAUUUGGCUAUCGCGUCGGAGCUGCUUGAUCAUUUGGUGGCUGGACAUGAGACCUCGGGAAUUACGUUUACGUAUAUUAUGUGGGAGAUGUCGAAGAGGCCGGAGUUGCAGGCGAGAUUGAGGGAGGAGGUGAGGUCGUUGUCGGGGUCGUUGAAGUAUGCAGAGAGGAAUGAGGAGCUCCCUCGUCUGUCGGAUAUUGAUGGACUGCCUUUGCUGGAUGCGAUUGUGCGGGAGACGCUCCGUCUGCAUGCUCCUGCUCCGGCGCAGCUACCAAGAGUGACCCCUCCGGAGGGGACAUGGUUGCAUGGAUAUAGGAUUCCUGGGGGAGUGCAGGUGAGUUCGUCUGCGUAUUCGUUGCAUCGGAUUGAGGAGGUCUUUCCGUCGCCAGAGGAGUGGAUUCCCUCGAGGUGGAUGGACGUGGAGGAUGGGAAGAUCCAUGAUAUGAGGAGGUUAUUUUGGGCGUUUGGAAGUGGGGGGAGGAUGUGUCUGGGGAGUAACUUUGCAUUGCUGGAGAUCAAAAUGGUCAUGGCGGCGGUGUAUGCCAAUUAUACUACGAAAGUGGUGGAUGAUGAGGGCAUUGAGCAGAAUCUGGAGUUUAUUGCGUUGCCCAGGGGGAGGAAGUUGGUGGUGCGGUUUGUUCCGGUUGAGGGGCAGCCAGUUGAGGACAUUCACACCGACUGA
Messenger RNA from Aspergillus sclerotioniger CBS 115572, 1491 nucleotides. RefSeq names its product cytochrome P450. The record is from RefSeq and is a predicted model, not a curated record. Gene Ontology annotation, molecular function: iron ion binding; oxidoreductase activity, acting on paired donors, with incorporation or reduction of molecular oxygen; monooxygenase activity. Lineage: Eukaryota; Fungi; Ascomycota; Eurotiomycetes; Eurotiales; Aspergillaceae. The coding region runs from base 1 to 1491 and encodes 496 amino acids. The transcript is spliced from 2 exons.